UAAUCGAGGGACCAAACUAACAAAUUCACGCAACCCCGAAAACCCAUUCCAUCGCCUCUCCUCUGCGCCGCCACUUCCCCUCUCUCCCCUUCGGAAGUCCUUUCGCGCGAGAUCUUCCUAGGGUUAGGGUUUUCGAGACCGCCGGCGAUGGCGUCCGAGCAAGCGGCGGAGAACUACACGGUGGAGGACCUUGUGGCCCUUAAUCCCUACAACCCCGACAUCCUCAACGACCUCGAGAAGUUCGUCAACGAGCAGGUCUCAUCGCAAACAUAUAACUUGGAUGCAAAUCUCAGCCUUCUUCGCCUGUACCAGUUUGAGCCAGAAAGGAUGAGCAUACAGAUUGUAGCCCGCAUAUUGAUUAAGGCUCUCAUGGCAAUGCCAGCCCCUGACUUCAGUCUGUGCUUAUUCUUAAUCCCUGAGCAUGUGCAAAUGGAGGAGCAAUUCAAGACAUUGAUAGUUCUUUCUCACUACCUGGAGACUGCUAGAUUCAGUCAGUUUUGGGAUGAAGCAGCAAAGAACCGCCACAUAUUGGAAGUUGUUCCAGGUUUUGAGCAGGCAAUUCAAGCCUAUGCGAUUCAUGUGCUUUCCUUGACGUACCAGAAAGUUCCGAGGCCUGUUCUUGCAGAGGCAAUCAACAUCGAAGGUCUAUCGUUGGACAAGUUUCUGGAGUACCAUGCUGCAAACUCAGGGUGGGUGAUUGAGAAGGGUGGGCAGUCUCAAGUGAUUGUCCUUCCGCGCAACGAGUUCAAUCACCCAGAGCUCAAGAAGAACACAGCUGACACAGUUCCGUUUGAGCAUGUAACUCGCAUAUUCCCUGUCCUUAGCUGAUUCAGGCAUACUGAGAGCUUUAUAAAGAACUCAGAGCGAGUGAAGCUUCUCUAAGCACUUGUAUUUCCAAUUUUAUGGUGUAGCGUCGAGGUUUCAAGAUUAUCUUGAUAUACCUGUUUUGACUAAAUGAGUACUCGCAACUGAUAGUGCCUACUUUAAUGAAUGCUCAGUUGUGCAUUUGUACGGAGAGCCAAAAUUUGCA
Messenger RNA from Phragmites australis (common reed), 1030 nucleotides. Its product is annotated as eukaryotic translation initiation factor 3 subunit K. Gene Ontology annotation, molecular function: ribosome binding; translation initiation factor activity. The record is from RefSeq and is a predicted model, not a curated record. The transcript has 8 exons. The coding region runs from base 148 to 828 and encodes 226 amino acids. NCBI's taxonomy places the organism in Eukaryota, Viridiplantae, Streptophyta, Magnoliopsida, Poales, Poaceae. Gene Ontology annotation, biological process: regulation of translational initiation. Gene Ontology annotation, cellular component: cytoplasm; eukaryotic translation initiation factor 3 complex.